GAAUGAGCCACCACACUCCUUACAAUACAAAAGCCUUGGCAACUGCCAUGGAGAGUCUCUGUCAUGGACUUGGCAGGGUUCUUUUUCUAUUCGUGCUCCUGGUGCUAAAUUCCUCAGCACAGUACGAUUACACAGUGGAUGAGAAUGGCAUACCCAGACUCUGGGCCCCACAGAAAGGGCUUCUAUUUCACCCGGGCGAUUCGGAGAGCGCUUCAAUGUCCGAUGAUCUGGCCAAGUUCUUGUCGCAGGACCAUGAGCCUCCAAUCAGUCGCCCUGCAGUCAUUGCUUUCCAUGCAGGACAUGAUGCCAGUAUUGCCAUUGGGGUGGCAGGUCGGGUGCAGUGCGUGCUUGAGUUGGAACGUUUGUUUGAGGUGCGGUACUACUCCUUAGGGGGCGGCAUGACUCUGGACAUGAGUGAAGCAGAUUUUGCCCAAGCUUGGUUGUUCGCACUGGACGCCGUUCUGAGCGGUUGCGAGUGCGAUGCUGAGGAGAAGUGUCCUGGAAGUUUUCACUAUGCAGUCUUGGAGAAUUUUGAGCAUCAUGAAUUCCAAAUGCUGAAACGUGCAGUGGAGCCAGUCAUUGGGGCCACAAAGUGGCGUUUGGUGAACCAUCACCGUGCCCAUGCCCUGCUGGGCUACUAUGCUUCGACCUUCCGUUCAGCCUUUAUUAUGUCUUACGAUGCCGGUGGAAAUGAUGGUUUCUUCAAUUUUUACGUUGGCCUUGGAUAUGACGUCAAAUUGGUUGCGAAAAUACCAACGAAUAUGGGGAUGGCAUACAAUCAGCUGGCUGUUUUACUCCCAGAGGUCACCGGAGCAAAGCACUACUCCGAGGUCGUUUGCGGAAGCGAGGAGAUCACACCACUCAACCUCCCGAAAAUGGUGGCAGCAAUGCAUGGAGUUCCGCACACCGUGCAUGACGUGAGUCGAGUGAUGCUAAGCUAUGCCGGAAAGUUUAUGGGAUAUUCGGCGCUGGGGAAAAGCGACCCACAAAGCAGCCAUUGGGCGAGCCAAUUUGUGCGCAACUACCUUCAGAACCAAACGGCUGCAGACGAGGCUUUUGCUUGGCUCCGUCACUUCGCAUGCGAAGGCACUGAGAGCCAGAGAGUUUUGGCCGCUUCCGCGCAGGCAGAGUGGACGGACUUGGUGAAAGAAUAUUUCGGCAAGGCCCUCUACGGCUCAAUGGGUCUCCUGGGACAGGCCGUGGAAGGCAUUGUCCUUACAGGAGGCUGUGCUUUGAACGUGCUAGCCAACCAGCUGAUUUAUGACACAUUCACCCAAACACACCAGCUCGAUCUGAGCCUCCCAAGUUCGGUCUACAUGCCACCUGCAAGCAAUGACGGUGGCAUUGUGGUGGGUGCCCUUUGGUCAGUGGUGCCCCCUUUGUCGCCACAGCCUUUGCAGUACCUGGGCUUUCGUCUCUUUGACCUCGACACCUUGGACUCCACGGCCACCCGUCGACAGGCCGAGCGCCUCUCGGAGCUGGGAGGUGUGGACUAUUUGGCCGACCUCUUGGCCGGCGGCCCGGCGUGGCAAAACCAAAGCCGCUCUCAGGGCCAGGAGGGCCGUGAUAAACCCAUCAUUGCGGUGGUUUUGGGGAGGCAAGAGUUCGGGCCCAGAGCCUUGGGACAUCGUUCCUUACUGGCAGCGCCCAAUUCUCAGAGCAUCCGGGAUCGCAUGAACACGCUGAAAGCCAGGCAGUUCUAUCGACCCGUAGCACCGAUGAUUGCAGAUGAAGCUUUGGAGGAGGUCUUCGGCCAAGAGAUCAAAAGUCCCUUCAUGACGAUGGCUCCUUUGGUGCGGCCUCAUGUCCGAGAGCACUUUCCUGGACUGGCGCACGUGGACGGCACGGCACGACAUCAGUCCGUUAGUGCGGAGGAGGAGCCCUGGAUUCACAGUUUGCUGCUGGCCGUGGGGAAGAGGAUUGGUUUGGCGGCACUGAUCAAUACCAGCUUCAACUCCAAGGGCAAACCCAUUGUCAACACAGUGAAGGAAUGCCUCAAGAUGCUAGAUGAGCUUGAGGAUUUGGACUUUGUCUUGAUUGAAGAUUGGCUCUUUCGAAGCGAGCGAAAGAAAUCAUGAAUAGUACA
Molecule: messenger RNA, 2086 nt
Organism: Durusdinium trenchii
Lineage: Eukaryota; Dinophyceae; Suessiales; Symbiodiniaceae
Source: the annotation of a GenBank genome assembly